UGUUUCCCCUUUAGGACGGUCAUACCUGCAUUCCGGGGUUUGUACUGUAUGAGAUGGUGGGUGGCUAUUAAGGGCCAAUUCGUGUCCCUUCAAAAGGCAUGUUGAAGUCUUAAACCAGAGCCUCAGAAUGUGACAGUCAUUGCAGAUGUAAUUAGUUAAGAUUAGUCAAGACCACCAUAGAGUAGGACCUCACCCCAUAAGACUGGUGUCCUUAUAAAAAUGGGGAAAUUUGGACUUUAAGACAUCACACAGGAAGGUAGAGAUGAAGGCAGAGGUCAGGGCAAGGCACCACAGCUUGCCAGCAACCACCAGAAACAAAGGAAGAGGCCUGGAGCACAUUUCUUCUCCACAGUCUUAGAAAGAAGGACUUGUCUGAGAUCACACAGACAUCCAGCCUCUGGAGCUACCAGACAAUGCAUUUCUGUUUCUUAGGCCACUCAGGCUGUUCUAUGCUGCUAGAGCCACCUGUUUUUGAUGAUAUUGUUUGUUACUGCUGUCUUCCUGCACUUUUCUCAGUUAAAGGGCAGAGCAAGAUCUUUUGUUCCUUGGGUAUAUUCAGGAACUACUUUUGGCCACUACAGCACCCCUUAGUUCAUAACACAUAGAACUUGGCUGUCUCAACAGAGCCUGAAAGAGCCCCUGUGCAGAACAUGUCCUCACAAGCACUCACGAGGAUUAACUCACUCAAUUCUUGCAUCAGUCCCAGGGGGUGGGGAGUAACUGAUGCAACCUCCACUUCAUAGGUGUAGCAAUGAGAUGCAGAGCUGGGAUGUCACCUAGCUAGAAAGGGGCAGGCUGCCUCUUACCCACACUGAACUGGAAACUGCAGUCUUAGAGCACAGAUAUGCUCUAAGAGCCAAACAUGAAUUUGGCUGUGUGUGAUAAAAAAAGAAAAAAAAAAAAACAGCAAUCAUACUGGCUUCACUAAGGGAAGUGUGGAAGAGAUGCUUUCUCCCUCUUCCAGGACCCACGACUUCCUGCCUUGCACCUUUUCAUCCCACCAUCACAAUGGUGACCAGAAUAUUGAGGAGGAUGGUUUACCUUCGUCCUGCUGUUCAGAGAGUUUCUGCAGGGCUUGUCUUCUUAGCACUUUUGGGCACAGUUGUAGGUGACAAGCUCCUGGUGGUCCCUCAGGAUGGAAGCCACUGGCUUAGUAUGAAGGAUAUAGUGGAGCGUCUUGGUGAGAGGGGGCAUGACAUCGUGGUGGUGGUACCAGAAAUCAAUUUGCUUUUGAAAGAAUCCAAAUACUACAAAAGGAAAAUCUAUCCAGUGCCGUAUGACCAGGAAGAGAUGGAGAGCCGUUACCGUUCCUUUGGGAACCACCACUUUGACCAGAGAUCACUCCUGACUGCAGCACAGACAGAGUAUAGGAACAACAUGAUCGUCAUCGACAUGUACUUCUUCAACUGCCACAGCCUCCUGAAGGACUCUGCCACUCUGAAGUUCCUCCAGGAGAGCAAGUUCCAUGCUCUUUUCACAGACCCUGCCUUACCCUGCGGUGUGAUCCUGGCUGAGUACUUAGGCCUGCCCUCUGUGUACCUCUUCAGGGGCUUCCCCUGCUCCGUGGAGCAUGCAUAUGGCCAAAGUCCAAACCCUGUGUCCUACAUUCCCAGGUGUUACACGACAUUUUCAGACCACAUGACUUUCCCCCAACGGGUGGCCAACUUCAUUGCUAAUUUCCUGGAGAGCUAUCUAUUUUAUUGUCUGUAUUCAAAGUAUGAAGAUGUUGCAUCAGAUAUCCUACAGAGAGAUGUGAGCUUACCCACCUUAUAUCAAAACGCUGUGUGGCUGUUAAGAUAUGACUUUGUGUUGGAGCAUCCCAGGCCAGUCAUGCCCAACAUGGUCUUCAUUGGAGGGAUCAACUGCAAGAAGAGGGGAGAGCUGUCUCAGGAAUUCGAAGCCUAUGUUAACGCCUCUGGAGAGCAUGGAAUUGUGGUUUUCUCUUUGGGAUCAAUGGUCUCCGAGAUUCCAGAGAAGAAAGCUAUGGAAAUUGCCGAUGCUUUGGGCAAAAUACCUCAGACGGUCCUGUGGCGCUACACUGGAAGUCGACCAUCAAAUCUUGCCAAGAAUACGAUACUUGUCAAGUGGUUACCCCAAAAUGAUCUGCUUGGUCACCCAAAGACUCGUGCGUUUAUCACACACUCUGGUUCCCAUGGUAUUUAUGAAGGAAUAUGCAAUGGUGUUCCAAUGGUGAUGAUGCCCUUGUUUGGUGACCAGAUGGACAAUGCAAAACGCAUGGAGACCCGGGGAGCUGGUGUGACCCUGAAUGUCCUUGAAAUGACUUCUGAUGACUUAGCAAAUGCUCUCAAAGCAGUCAUCUAUGACAAAAGCUACAAGGAGAACAUCAUGCGCCUCUCCAGCCUUCACAAAGACCGUCCCAUAGAGCCACUGGACCUGGCUGUGUUCUGGGUGGAGUACGUGAUGAGACACAAGGGGGCCCCACACCUGCGCCCUGCAGCCCAUGACCUCACCUGGUACCAGUACCACUCCUUGGAUGUGAUUGGCUUCCUCCUGGCCAUCGUGCUGACAGUGGCCUUCAUCAUCUUUAAAUCUUGUGCCUAUGUCUUCCGGAAAUGCUUUGGGAAAAAGGGGCGAGUUAAGAAAGCCCACAAAUCCAAGACUCACUGAGAAGUGGGUGGGAAGUAAAGGGAAAUUUCAACAUAUUCUCAAUCAGUUGCACACUUGAAAGCAAAAUCAGUGUUAAAUUCAUUUUAUUCUUAUCAAGGAAGUACUUUGCCGUAAGUUAGACAUCCCCAGAGCACUGUUUAAAAAUAAAAAGUAUCCAGUUGAUCAUACCUCUAGGUAAAAUAUUGAAUGUGCAUCCUUCUUCUCCAGUCUUUAAUCUGACUAUACCUGUCAUGUGAGAUAUGACAGAGAAAAGUUGGCACUUUCUUUGACUUUCUUAGCAAGGUGGCCUCUUUACCACAGAUUCAAAGGUCUCAUGCUACUCCCAUCCCCCCACACUUUGGAUGAUAACAUUAUCAUCUUUUUGCUAUAGAUUUGUGGUCAGUUCUUUCCCCAGUGAUGGUCAUUCCUCAUUCAUGUUCAUGCUUCACAGGUGUCACUUUGUAUGUGUAAAGAACGAAACCUGCACUUUUAGGGUGUACUUGGUAUAAUUGAAUGGUUUGGAUUCCUUGAGAACAUUGUGUCAUUUCUGACCUUGAAGAAAAGAAUAAUGCUAUGAGCUUGAUGGGUGGUGUAUUUGAGAGAAUAAUCACUGCUGUGCCAGGUGGAUCUGCAUUUGAUAAAGCACUGUGCUGGGCAAAUGUAUUUUCUGUAAUGUUU
Castor canadensis (American beaver) is the source of this 3285-nucleotide messenger RNA. Lineage: Eukaryota; Metazoa; Chordata; Mammalia; Rodentia; Castoridae. The record is from RefSeq and is a predicted model, not a curated record.